GUUCUAUAUUUAUGAAGUGAAGGAACUUUCUUAACUCCUUCAAUUGGACACCAUCAUAUAAUGACAAACCUUCUACUACAUAUUGAUUAUCUUACACACCCUUAGGCAUAUUCAGAAACACACUUCCUUUUUUGUGAAAAUAGUUGAAACAAAAAACCAAAAGUGUGUUAGAUCAGGAAAUGGGAAGAGGGAGAGUGGAGCUAAAAAGAAUAGAGAACAAAAUCAACAGACAAGUGGCUUUCUCUAAGAGGAGAAAUGGGCUGCUCAAGAAAGCUUAUGAGCUGUCUAUUCUCUGUGAUGCCGAGGUUGCCCUAAUCAUCUUCUCCAGCAGGGGAAAGCUUUAUGAAUUUGGUAGCAACAGUAUGACACAGACUCUUGACCGGUACCAACAUUGCUGCUUUAAUCCUCAAGAUAAUUGCGGGGAAAAAGAAACACAGAGCUGGUUCCAUGAGGUCGCCAAAUUAAAGGCCAAGUAUGAAUCUCUACAGAGAACUCAGAGGCACUUGUUAGGAGAAGAUCUUGGCCCACUAAGUGUUAAGGAAUUGCAGAAUCUUGAAAAACAAGUUGAAGGAGCCCUUGUUCAGGCUAGGCAAAGGAAGACCCAGAUUUUAAUGGAACAAAUGGAGGAGCUCCGCACAAAGGUCGUUCCGUUUGACCCAAAAAAAGCAGGGUUAGUGCCUUUUAUUGGCAGUCCGUUUAAAUUUGGACUUUUCAGGCUCUGACCGUUUAGCCCGAAGCCCACUAGGGCUAGUCCGUUUACUUUGGGUUGAGUGGUGUAUAUGUUUUUUGAACAGUAAGGAAUAUGUCUCAUGAUUUCUUAUAUAUUACAAUUUUGCUAUUCUACUUCACAUGUAAUUAUGAGUUA
Messenger RNA from Striga asiatica, 865 nucleotides. The record is from the annotation of a GenBank genome assembly. Lineage: Eukaryota; Viridiplantae; Streptophyta; Magnoliopsida; Lamiales; Orobanchaceae.